This is a messenger RNA of Limulus polyphemus (Atlantic horseshoe crab), 5693 nucleotides long. RefSeq lists its product as uncharacterized. Gene Ontology annotation, cellular component: postsynaptic density; postsynaptic membrane; dendritic spine. Gene Ontology annotation, molecular function: ionotropic glutamate receptor binding; synaptic receptor adaptor activity. The annotation marks the transcript as partial. The transcript has 3 exons. The record is from RefSeq and is a predicted model, not a curated record. NCBI's taxonomy places the organism in Eukaryota, Metazoa, Arthropoda, Merostomata, Xiphosura, Limulidae.
UUUCAGAUCAAUGGGCAAGAUGUCUCUCAAGCUUCACAUGAACGAGUGGUAGGAAUAAUCCGACAGUCAGGAGAUUUGGUUGCUAUGACUGUGGUUUCGGUCCUGACACCACCCACUGAUAAUAUAAGUGAUAAGUACACUACUACACAAAGGCAGUGUGCCACUCUACCUCGGAAACUAUCUCUUAAGAAAGCUCCCCCACCACCCAAACGUGAUCCUCGGACUACACUUUCUGUUGGAAGGAUACGAGCACGCUCUCUGGUUGCCGGACUUUCAGAAAUUGAAGUCUUGGACAGAACAAUAAAUGAAUAUGAUUCUGAGGGAAGAUCAACAAAAAGUAGUUCUAUUGAAAGCAUACCAAACAAACCAGGAAACAUAACAGCAGAAGGAAACAACAAGGUUGCUUCUAUUCGGUCUCGACCAAGUUCUCGGCGAAUCUCCACAGCCGAAUUAGAGGAUAUUUUUGCUCGUCAAAGAAGUGUGAAUGUUACAGGUCCAUAUGCUACAUUGGCAAAAAAGCCAACUCCUUCAGCUAAAAUGCCAAAGGUAUAUGGCAGUGUGGCAGCUAUGAAGCGUUCCAAAGCUUCACGUUGUAAGGUUUCUGAUGUGGUAAAAUUACACAAAGAAUUUCAUAGUACUCCAGAUCUUAAUAACAUGGAAAUUAGUGAUGAUCUGGCCCAUCUUAAAAAGAAAUGUAAGAGUCAGGAAGACGUCAGUGCUUUAAACAUCAAAAACAGUAGACAUUCAUGGGCUUGUCCUCCACAUAAUAAUAAUAAUAAACCAUUUGCCUCUUCUGUCCAAAAACACUUUGCAUCAUGCCAUGAAACAUGGAAGUCGAUUGAAGAAUUGUAUGAGCAAGUUAAAGAUACAAACAACAGGGAUAUUUUAACUAAUACUGAAGUUCCUUCACAGAUUUAUGCAGAAACUUUGUCUAUCCACCAGAAUGAUAAAAUGACAGCAUCACCAAGAACUAAGUGCCCUCCUCCAACACACCAUCCACCUCCACCUCCACAAGGACAGGUAGUGAAAGUCGAUGUCUCAAGAACAUUAGGAGAGUAUGCUAAUAUUACUGCCAUCAGAAAACAGGACUGUAUGGUAAUGUCAAGUUUUCGUCCUGGAGAUAGUGCCAAACUUUAUGCUUCUCCGGAGUCAGUAAUGCCUGUUGGUUACAAAUCUAGACCUGAGACUCGAAAGCUUGAGCACUGUCAUCCCAGAAGAGGUGGUGGUGGCUCUAGUCUGAGAUCUCAUUCUUUACCUCCAAAAAUACCAGUACCAAAACUGCUAAAUACUCCAAGUAAUACCUCCUCAGAAACUGAUAAUAAUGGAGAUUCUGGAGCAAUCUACUCCACAUUUAGGUUGCAUAACAAACAAAGAGAUUCUAUAUCUUCUAAUGGCAGUUCGAUGUCUGAAAAAGUGACUUUGAAAUCACAGAAACCUCUGGCAGAUAGUGUUACCUUUACUUCUGCAAGCAGCGUUCUCCAUUCCCACAAAAAUCUGCAUUGUGAAUUGUCAGAACCUUAUAUCCCAGAACCUGAUUAUGAAAGUAGUGAAGAUAAUGAACAAGAAGUUUGUCUUCUUUCUAAAUGCAUAAAAAAUGACACAACUUUCCUUCAAGACAAAGAAAAAGUCUUGGCUGAUGGUUCAAACUAUCCUAAACCACAGAGUCCCCACACAGAAGCAAAGCGAGCAAUCCAAGAAGCAAGAGAACGACUCAGGUUUACUCAGAAAUUUAAAAGUAAAACAACUAAUAGUCAUGAAUCAAUUUACAGUACUACUAAAACUAUCCAUGAUACCACAUUAUCCUACAGUUGUCUUGAUAGUCAAAACUCCUCUUCAGUUGUCAAUGAGAAUUCACAAGAUAAUAAUUCAAAGACAUUCCAAAUCACUGAAGAAACGCAUUCUAUAUCUCAUAAACGUUCAGAUAAAGAAAAAGCUGAUACCAAAAACUUGCAUACAUCAGAAGAUACUCUGAAUGGUAAAAAAAUAGAUUUGUGUGUAAACUCUUCAUGUUCAGUCAAAGAAAAUAUAUCUGCUUUUGAAGAAAAAGAAAUCCUUACUAAAUCUGCUACCUUACCAUCCAGGAAGAAUGAUGGUAUACGUAUAGCACUAACUGGUGCCCAACACAGGACAGAAACUCACCAAAAAGAAGUAUCCUCUCCUUUGAAUUCUCCCAUAAGACCAUCUAAGUCAUUUCCUAAAAACUUCAUACAUGAAGAUGUUGAAAAGUAUGAGAAUAGUUCUAGUGGUGUGUCAUCAGAUGUUGAAGUACAAAGUGAGUGUGUUGUAAUGGGACCUCUCAAUGGCCAAAUUUCAAAAAAAUUUCAAAAACAAAAUUCAGUGGGGAAAAAAAAAGGAUGUAUUGACAAUACUUCCAAACAAGUGGUACCAAAGGAACAGAAUUUGCUAGGUAAAAGCAUAAAUGUGAAUUCUGUUGAAGAUAUUUCUACAAUUAUAUCUGUCUCCAAGAUCAACAUUGGUAAAUUACCUGCUUAUAACCAUGAAACUAUAUCCUGUGUUAAGGGAGCUGCUUCCAGUUUAGGACAGAGUCAGAACAAAAGUUCUGCAGUUAAAGUUAUCAAACCACAAGAAAAUGAAAGCUUGAACAAAAGCCAGUGUUCACCUACUCCUGUUAAAGAAAUAAACAUUAGAAGUGUCAGUAUUGUCUCGGAUAGUAAAGCUAAGUUGAGAAAGGUGUCAGAUGAAAAUCUGAAGUUAAGCCAAAGUAUUGAUGAAAGUCUUCAGAUGAUCAGACUUCAAGUAGACUCCUUAGGUCGAGCAGCAGUAAAUGAGGUAGAUGUAUUCACAGAACUUGUACCUCCUCCACCUGAAUUUGCUGCACCCCCAUCUUCAUACAGUUCCACUGAACAGUUUUCAUCAAUGAUUGCACCACCUCUUGAAUUUUCUGAUGGCAGUGCAAGAAAAUCUGCCAAAAAGGUUUUGUCUAAUGUCCAACGAUUUUCAUCCACUGCUAGUAACUCUUCUGGUCAAAUGGGAUCUCCUGAUGUUCAGAGGACUAGUUAUUCUUACAAAGAUGAUUCCUAUCAGACAGUUUCAGGCUCCAAGGUUGUUCAAACCUCACAGCACAGUGACAUGGCAUACAUGGGAAGUCCAUCAAAAGCUCAAAUGAAUGAUAAGGAUCCUCAUCUAGCCACUACUAUGGUGAAGCAGUUAGGAACCCGUGUCUUACCAUAUAGCAUCCCUUCAAGUAGAUUUCCCAUGAAUCGUUUAACUUCUUCUCCAGUACAAAGUAUUGGUGAUAAAGUAGUGAUGAAGUCAAUCCAUAAAGCAUUUCACCAGAAGCCAUUGCUAGAGUGGAAUAACAAGGAUGUUUCAGACUGGCUAGAAAGUUUAUUUUUACCUGAAUACAAAGCUCGCUUUGUAGAAGCGGGAAUAACAGGUGCAAAGUUGAUUAAUAUUGACAGUAAUGAUCUAAUGGGGCUUGGCAUUAAAAAAGUCAGUCAUCGUUUAAAUAUAGAGCGAUCUAUUAAGCACUAUAUGAAAUAGUGACACUGUUUAUGAUAUUACUAUAGAAGUUUUUACAAUUUCAGUUUACUUUUGUCAAAUGCUGUUGUAUAUACAUAUGAAAUAGUGACUUUCAGCUUGUUUUUUAUUUAACAUUUAAUUGGAACAAUGAUGGGAAACAGUGCAUUUUUCUAUACAAAGUACAAAUUUUAUUGUUCAACAUAAACAUUACAUGGCUAAGUCUUUAGUGUGUUUAGAUUGUGUUUUAGUCAAGCAGCUCAUAACAUAUUGAUUAAUCAAGAACAUUGUACUUUUAAAAAGAUCUGGUAAAUUUAUAUAGAUGUUUUUAUAGAUAAUGUCUUUACUACUAGAGAGUGGUAUAUGAGUGAUAGUAAUUGAGAAUUUUUAUUACAUUAAACCUUUGAAUUUUGUUACUUUAAACUUUGCAUGCACAACACAUUAAAGGUUCAUACUCAUAUUUGUAUAUAGAGUAACAAUCAGAUAAAUUUGCAUAUGUUUGUAGAGUCAGCAAGUUAUAAAUAGUGCAGAAAAGCUUAGCAUGCACUAAAGAUAACUUCAAGUUGUGACUGAAAACAAAUAUAAAAUAGUCUGUCCAUCUUCUCAGGUAGUUAAUGACAAGUGUGCUUCUCAAAGGUAUUCUUCACAGAAUUUUGAUGUGGCUUUCAGUAGUUUGUUUGUGAUUCAAGCUUGGAAUAUUUCUAGUAAAUUUUACAGAAUUAAUUUGAAUAACUCACCAUAAAUUAGAAUAUCACUGUUACUUACUAGAUUAAUCCUUUUGUAUAUAAAAUAAUACUUCAGAAUUGGACUUCAUUAACACAGUGUUAAAAUUAUUGAAAAACACAGUUUUAGUGUUAUGUAGUUUAUGACUCUUCAAGAUUUGAAUAAACAGCCUAAUAUCACAAUCGCUCAAGUUAUGUAUAUAGAUGUUUAGUAUACUCUCUAACUGUUUGUAAGCUUAUUUUUUUAAUUUCAAAAUCUUUUAUCAUAUUGAACUUUUAACAGCAAAUGAAAAUUAUGGCCUUAGUAAUUAAAUUGAAAGAUAACAAGUUUAAGAUGGGUUUUUGCAAAAGCCUAAUAAAUUUGAAUUGGGUAACACAGGUAAAUGAAGUGUAGAUUUAUAUUACAAAUAAAUGUUCAAGUUGAUUAACAAAAAUAUAAUUUUAAAGAUGUGAAGUGGCUAUUUUUGUUUGAUUUUUUUAUUGUGUAAGAUUCCUAUUGAUAAAGUAAUAUACAAAAUCUCAUCCUUAGGAGAAUUAAAAGUGACGUUUUGCACUUAUGAAUGUGUUAUGUUCAGACAAUCCAGGUUAAUCUCAUUUCACUGAUUAUAAUAAAACUUCACAACCUUUUUUUUUAAUACCAAGAGUAUUAAAUUAUAUGAAAAUGUGUUUUUGACUUAGCUUGAUUUAACAAAGGUUUUUAUAAAAAAUAUUAGUUUAUCAGACAUAUUUUAAAGAAAAAGCAAACACCAAACUUCAAUCUUAAAUCUCAAGAGAAAAUCCCUUUCUUUAAGAUUUAAAUUUUUGAGUACACGUUUUAUACUGCACAUCCAUCAGCACUUUUAUAGAAAUUAUUUUAAAAGAAUAAUAAGUAGCUGUGUAAACGCUUCCUCAAACAACAAAAUUAUUUCAAGUAACAGCCUAAUUUCUAAAAAUUGUAACCAUGAAUUGUGGAGUACACAAAAUCAAAUCUCCAGCUUGUACAUUCUAUUUAUUUCUAACUAGGGAGGGGGGGGGGAUUGUGCAAAGAAGUCAGAAAAUAAUUGUAUCUGUCACUAUCUAAGGUGUGCUCAGAUGAAGUAUAAUUAGUGAUUCCUGUUGUAAUAGUUUUGCCUGUAAUAUAAUCUGUGUAUAUAAAUAAAUAAAAAUAUAUAUAUAUAUACAUGUAUAGUUCUAGGCUUGUGGUCAGUUGUAAUAAUUUUAAAUUUGUGUUAUGCGAUAUCUCUCCAUUCUUUACCAGUUGAUUAUUGUGGUGUUGUAUAUGCUUGUUUAAAUAUUUAUAACAUGAAUUUAGCAGUGUUGUGUAAAAAAUGUGUAUCAUGUAAAAUAUAAGUUGUGGUAAAAGCCAUCAGUUUAAGCUGUAAUUGGUUUUCACAGAGAUGUAAAAUCAUUUGUAGUAGAUUUAUUGUGGAUCUGCAUUCAACUUUGUGAUCAUAACUUUUAGAUUGUAAAGAUGUUAUUAAAAGUGGACAGUUUUUCCAGAAACUUUUAAGA